AUGGGAGCCCCUCUUCAAAACAUCCUACUCCUGGGAGGCGCAGGUACUCUGGGACCUUCCAUCAUCACGGCUCUUGCUGCCAACGGAACUUUCAACAUCUCGGUCCUCAGUCGGCCCGAUUCCAAGUCUACCUUUCCAUCGGGAGUCAAGAAAGUCACCAGCGACUUCACCAAGUCCUCCCUAGUUGAAUCUUUCAAGGGACAGGAUGCAGUCGUUGAUCUGAUUGCUCAAGGCUCUCUAGACGAGCGCAAGAGAUUCGUCGAUGCAGCUGCCGAGGCCGGUGUCAAGCGAUACAUUCCAGGCGAAUUUAGCGGAAACAUGGAAAACAAGGCCAAUGUCUCCGUUUUCCCCUUGUUCGCAGACCGUGUAGCGGCGCGCGAAUACGUCAAGGCAAAGGCCGCUGCCGUCCCCGGCUUUACCUUCACGAUGAUUUCAAACGGCCCGUUUUAUGACUGGGCGCUCAAGAAUGGCUUUAUUGGUUUCAACCUUGAAACUCAGAAUGCCACCAUUUAUGGGGAUGGCAAUCAGCCAGCCAGCUGCACCACGCUGAGCUCUGUCGGCCAAGCGGUAGCAAGCAUCCUGUCUAAGCCUGCCGAGACGGAAAACAAGGGCUUGUUUAUCGCCUCGUUCACGCCUUCGCAAAACGAAAUCUUGGCGGCCUUGGAGGAGGCAACUGGCAAGAAGUGGACAGUGAACAAGGUGGGCAUCGCCGAUGCCAUUUCUCAGGGCUUCGAAGCCUUGGGCAAGGGUGACUUGUCCGGAUUUGUGGGCGUUUUGAUGGGAAGUACAUACGGGCCAGGCAAUGGAAACGACUUCCCCAAGAAUGGUGGAGUGAGUAACGAACUACUUGGUCUUCCCAAGGAGGAUCUUAAGGCGGUUACUGCAGCCAUUGUGGAGGGCAAAGAUGUUUAAGCCACAAUAGCUAAGAGAUUCUCGGUACAUAGAACAUCAAGCUAGAACCCGAGGUUAUGUCACUAGGCUGAUGCCAGUAAAAGCAUUACUAGAAGUUCCGCAAACCUGUGAAUUAUUUAUUUGAG
Ilyonectria robusta is the source of this 1037-nucleotide messenger RNA. RefSeq lists its product as uncharacterized. NCBI's taxonomy places the organism in Eukaryota, Fungi, Ascomycota, Sordariomycetes, Hypocreales, Nectriaceae. Gene Ontology annotation, molecular function: oxidoreductase activity. The record is from RefSeq and is a predicted model, not a curated record. The transcript has 3 exons. The coding region runs from base 1 to 912 and encodes 303 amino acids.